CAUGCACACUCAUCAGACUUCACGACUGCAUUAUAUUGUUGCUGCGCGUUGCCCCCGCCGUGCGCGUGAAACAGUCGCACCAUGCCAAUGGCAAUUAUAUGUAUAUACAGAAGAGUAGGGCAUGAAGCUGUAUAAAGCAAACUCCGAGGGAGUCGGCUCCGGUCUCAGAUCAUCACGAAUGCUGCAGGCACUGCAUCUGUCAGGCUGGCACUCAUGGGGUGUCCUUCUUCGGAAUGCGGAUGUGCGAAAGGUGCCAUCACUUAUACUCACUUUUGCGUCAACAGCUAGUUCAGACAGGUCUACAGGAUGUAGUCACGAUCGGGUAAGGCUCGACGGAUCAUCAAAGCCCCCAGAAUGCGAUCUCGAUCGCAGCCCCGACUAUUACCUGCAGCGGCUGCUGACAUGGCAGACCUCGGAACUCAGCAGUCGCGCGCAGGAGGCACCAAAGUGCCUUGUCCAGCUGAUGACGGGUCUGCAUCGCUGCGUGCAGGCGGCUUGGUUGCGUCAGCCACAGGCCAGCGGAGAACACGGAAAAGCAUCCGCGCGCUAUCCUGUAAAAUUCACGAUUGUGUAGGCACACCAAGCAGCCACCCUCACAUCUACACAACUAUUGAUGUUAUCCACUGCGACUCGCAAAUUGGUUUACGACGCUUCCACUCGUGACUGCU
This is a messenger RNA of Ceraceosorus guamensis, 668 nucleotides long. RefSeq lists its product as hypothetical. The record is from RefSeq and is a predicted model, not a curated record. Lineage: Eukaryota; Fungi; Basidiomycota; Exobasidiomycetes; Ceraceosorales; Ceraceosoraceae. The transcript has 2 exons. The coding region runs from base 122 to 574 and encodes 150 amino acids.